Molecule: messenger RNA, 10896 nt
Organism: Girardinichthys multiradiatus
Lineage: Eukaryota; Metazoa; Chordata; Actinopteri; Cyprinodontiformes; Goodeidae
Gene: plce1
Product: phospholipase C, epsilon 1
Exons: 45
Coding region: 327-7400 (2357 amino acids)
Biological process (GO): lipid metabolic process; phosphatidylinositol-mediated signaling; small GTPase-mediated signal transduction
Molecular function (GO): phosphatidylinositol-4,5-bisphosphate phospholipase C activity; guanyl-nucleotide exchange factor activity
Source: RefSeq, a predicted model, not a curated record
GACAGCGCGGUGUCCCAUCGCAGCACGGGCUGCAGCGUCAGUUGUGUCCGCCAGAGUGGUGAAGCAGGGUCUCAGUCAAAGACAACCAAGCAGCGAGCUGAAUUCCUGCGGCGAUUUGGUUUAUGGUGAGCUGAUUGACAAAAGACUGUUGGAGUCUGCAGCCGGAUAACUAUGCAUCAGAUCUGUAUCCUGAUUCAGCAAGAGUUAAUGCACACAGGGACACACAUGACCCAAUAAACUGUGACUGUGACAUACUAUCAAGGAAAUUCCUCCAUCCUCCAGGGUCACUUCGAGAGAUUAACAACAAAUCAGAAAUCUACAGGGAGAUGGCCACCGAGAAAAACCAAACUAAACUUGGAUCAGCAGUAGCAUUCCACCAUGUUUCAUCUCCAUCUACUGGGAGUAGACCCAGCAAAGAGGAUAAACAAGCAACCAAUCGGCCGGAAGCAGGGCGAAGCUCUGACCAGCUGUGGCUUUCAAAGCAGCGAAGUUGUCCUUCACUCCUGGUCUACAGGAAGCUGUCAUGUGAAAAUGUCAAAGGGACUCUUUUGGAUGAUCAUUAUCAUUAUGAAGACUUUAAGUACAGCUCAAAAAUCAUCAGUGCAAAAGAAAACCUUUUUGCAGAACUUUCAACUGUUAAACAUAUAGAAAGAGAAGCUACAAUAUGUAGGAAAUGUUCAGAAGGAUCUGUUUUACUGGACACCCCAGGAGAUGAAAUGGAUGACGGGGGAAACAAACCUACCAAUAGUCCAUAUUCCUGUGUCAGGUCUAGCUUUCAAAAAAGACUGAAUGCUUGCUUAUGUCACAGCCUUCAGUCCAGUCAGGGCCCCAGUUCCAGUCCUGUUCAACGUUGCCAUCUCCGCCGCGGCAGUCUGCCCGUGUCCAUGCUGGCUUUCCAUAAGGACGGUCCCUCCAGCGAACCGAGCUCUUUGACCUCUUCUCCCUGCGGUUCUCCCCACCCCUCCAACCGGCAGCAUCACACAAAUGGUCACAUCCCUCUGUACCAGCUCAAAGAUGGAUAUUCAAGUUUAGAGAGGCUAAACAGAAGGCCCAAGAAGCAAAAAUACUCAUUUGAGAAAGUCUUCGUUCGAGUGGCUUCUCUAGAAACUAUACCAACAACACAGGGCUCAUCCUCGGGAGGAGCCACAAUCUGCAACUGGGGCCGCAACAGCAGCGACGAGGAAGAGGGAGACAGCCUGUUGGAUAGUGCAGAGUUUGUCAGUGACCGUAAAGAACGUUCCACUGUGCUGGUGAGGCGGUUCUACAAGAAUAAUAAGAAGGUGACUAAGUCGGUGUGCACAGGAACCAGAGCAAUUGUCAGAACACUGCCCUCAGGUUGCAUCUCAGAGGAAGCCUGGGGGAUUGUUGUUAAAUACAGAUUCUGGCAUCCUCGCAAAGAAGAUCUGUGUCCAGUCUUAAUGCGUGGAGAACAUUUCAGAAGCUGCAGAGAAAUGCUUCGCUCUGUCAGAAUGAGCCCGCAUCGGGUUACCAGCUGUUUGCAGGACAGAGGAGAUUUCAAUCUAAUUCAUCCAUCCAGAAAACUCCUGUUGUCCUGGCCUGGAUGUGCCUGUCCCUGGGUGUCUCUGUGUCCACUCCCUCUGACCUGUGCACUGGGACCGGACUUGAAAACUUACUUUAUUCCUCGGUGUUGUCAACCUCCUCAUCUGCAUAGAUUAUAUCGUGCUUGUGUCCAGAGGACGUCGCUGUGUUCUCUGCUCACUGGAGCGCUCCUCGAGGCCACGGUUUCUCUUGGGGCUCGGGCAACUCCUCCCUUCUCAUUACCCCAGUGCUCUAACGGCCACGCUGUGCUGAAAGAGCGUCAGCUGGCCAACAAUAUGACCAGCAGCAGCAGCUCUCUUCCUCCCAGUGUCAGCGGGAUCAGCAAGGAGCUGGCAGAGCUGCGGCACCUUAUUCAGUUCCCAGAGGAGAUCGCCUGCAUCCUCACGGAACAGGAGCAGCUGCUUUAUCAGCAGGUCUUUCCCUUAGACUACCUCUGUUUCCUCACUCGAGAUCUUGGCAGUCCCGAGUGUCAAACUAGACGCCGCCCAAACCUGAAGGCCUCGCUGUCGGUGCCCGCCAUGCCCACUCAGAGUGCUCAGCGAAGCAACGCUGUGGAGGACCUGGUGGCACGGUUCAAUGAGGUAAGUUCAUGGGUGACAUGGCUGGUCCUGACAGCUGGGUCUAUGGAGGAGAAGAGAGAAGUUUUUUCAUAUCUUGUCCACGUCGCCAAAUGCUGUUGGAAUAUGGGAAACUACAAUGGUGUCAUGGAGUUUCUGGCUGGACUAAGAUCCCGUAAAGUGCUCAAGAUGUGGCAGUUUAUGGACCAGUCAGACAUCGAGACCAUGAGAAGUUUGAAGGAUGCCAUGGCUCAGCACGAAUCUUCUUCUGAGUACAAGAAGGUUGUGACUCGAGCACUCAAUAUCCCAGGCUGCAAGGUGGUGCCAUUCUGUGGGGUAUUUCUUAAAGAGCUAAGUGAUGCACUGGACAGCACAGCAAGCAUCAUCAGCCUCAAACAAUCUCCAGAUAACACAGACAACACAAUAGAGUUUGUAUCUGACUACAGUGGGCAGCACAAUUUUAUGUCCCGGUCCGGGCCUGAUGGGCUACAUGUUCCAGAGAAAGAAGCUACCGUCAGCAACAUCCUGCAGAUUAUUAGAUCGUGCAAUCGUAGUUUGGAGUCUGAAGAGUCCGACGAAACAUCAACCAGUCCAUCCUCAACCGGUCCAUCCCUCACAUUCAGAUGCAACUCAUUACGGGACCGCUGCCGUAAUCAGUUCACAGUUGGAGACUUGUCGGACUCUGAUGGUGACUUGUCCACUGAACCAGUGGUGAAAGAGGUGGAGUUUCAGGGUACCGAGGAGACGCACAAAGCUUUCAGUCAUGGCACGGAGCUCAUUCCCUGGUAUGUACUGUCAUUACAACCAGAUGUUCACCAGUUUCUGCUGCAGGGGGCUACGGUCAUUCAUUACGACCAGGACAGCCACCUCAGCGCUCGCUGUCUACUGCGACUACAGCCUGAUAACACAACACUCAUCUGGGGUAAACCUCAAAGUGGAGGAGCUUCCUCCACAGAGCACCUGCCCGGGUUAGGACACAGCGUGGUGCCUGGGUUAGCAGAAGGCCUGUUGGACCUCGGAGUGGUGAAGGCAGUGUUUCUGGGCCAUCAGGGGGUUGAUGUUCACGCUGUUUGUUUGCAAAACAAGCUGAGCCAAAUGACGGUGGAGGAAAACGGUCUGACUCUGCUCUACGGUCUCAGCACUACUGACAACAGACUUCUGCACUUUGUGGCACCCAAUUACACUGCACAAACUCUCCAUAAGGGCCUGUCAGAGCUGGUGAACGCAACCAGGAAACUGAAGAAGUUUCCCGACCAAAGAUUGCAGUGGCUGAGGAGGCAGUAUGUUAGCUUGUAUCAGGAGGAAGGCAGGUACGAAGGUCCCACAUUAGCCCAGGCCAUUGAGCUGUUUGGUGGGAGGAGGUGGAACAUGGGCACAGGUGCUGUGGAGAAGCAAAGUAAUCAGAAAAACAGUCCACUGAGCAUUAAUGACAGGUCCAAGAAGAAAAAGAAGGUUCUUGUAAGGGGAGACAGUGGGGAUGCCACUGAUGAUGAGAUGGUAUCCAGGAAGACACGUAGCUGUAAGGAAGGUCUAUAUCGAAAUGGUCCGGAGUUUGACAGCAUUGACCAAGAAGAUCCAGAUGACAGCUUCCCUGGACCAUUCUCCCUAUCAUCCAACAAGGGCUCUGGGUUGCUAAACUCUUCCUCAUCAUCGUCCUCUUCUUCCAGCAUGGCCGGGUCUAACCACUCCCGCCCACAAUCAUCUCCAAUCCUGUCAGGAACCUCCAAGUCACAACCAGGGGCUUGGAGCAGCAGAUCGUGGCACGGCAGAGGUAAAGGCUGUUUCAGGGGCUUCCAGAAUCUCAUGAUUUCUGACAGCACCAUGGGCUUCAUCGAAUUUGUUGAGCUUUUCAAGUCGUUCAGCAUCCGAAGCAGGAAGGACCUGAAAGAACUGUUUGACACCUUCGCUGUGCCCUGCAGUCGCUCUUGUCCAGAAUCCUCCCCUCUCUACACCAACCUCAGGAUAGAUGACAAAGACACAGGACUACAGCCAGACCUCGACUUAUUAACCCGGAAUGGAUCUGAUCUUGGCCUGUUUAUCCGGACGAGGCAUUUAAUGUCAGACAACCAGAAGCAGAUUUCAGAUGCAAUCGCGGCAGCCAGCAUUGUGACGAAUGGCACAGGGGUGGAGAACGCAUCGUUAGGUGUUUUGGGAUUGGCUAUACCACAGCUCAAUGACUUUUUAGUGAACUGUCAGAGAGAGUACCUGAGCUAUGAUGAGAUCCUCAGCAUUAUACAGAAAUUUGAGCCCUCAUCCACCAUGAGACAAAUGGGUUGGAUGUCAUUUGAAGGUUUUGCAAGGUUCCUGAUGGACAAAGACAAUUUUGCUUCUCGUAAUGAGGAAUCUCAGAUGAAUCCAGAGGAGCUGCAGUACCCUCUGUCAUAUUACUACAUUGAGUCUUCUCACAACACCUACCUGACUGGCCAUCAGCUCAAAGGAGAGUCCUCUGUUGAGCUUUACAGCCAUGUUCUGCUUCAAGGCUGUAGGAGUGUGGAGUUAGACUGCUGGGAUGGAGAUGACGGCAUGCCAGUCAUUUACCAUGGACACACACUCACCACUAAAAUUCCCUUUAAGGACGUGGUGGAAGCAAUAAAUCGGUCUGCAUUUGUCAACUCUGACAUGCCAGUUAUAUUGUCCAUAGAGAACCACUGCUCCCUUCUGCAGCAGCGUAAGAUGGCUGAAAUAUUCAAGACCGUGUUUGGGGAACGUCUCGUGACCCGCUUCCUGUUUGAGAGCGACUUCAGCGAUGACCCUCACCUGCCAUCCCUGCUGCAGCUGCGUGGGAAGAUCCUCCUUAAGAACAAGAAGCUCAAAGCUCAUCAGGCACCGGUGGACAUCCUCAAGCAGAAGGCUCACCAGCUGGCCCACCUGCAAGCCCAGGCAAGCAACGGAUCACCAGGGCUUUCUUCCCCUAACAGCCAUGCCAAUGAGGAAGAGGAGGAAGAAGAAGAUGAAUAUGACUAUGAUUAUGAGUCUCUAUCAGAUGCUGAUGUCUUCACAUCCUCUACAGCCUCAUAUGGCCUUGAAGAUAACAUCCUGGAUGACAAACCUGAUACUAAGAGCGCAGCAGACAAAGAGGAGCAAAGUGUCGAUGAAAUACCGAAGAGGACGAAGAAGGCCUACAACAUGAUGCAGAGCAAAGGAAAGGUGUUUGACAUGGAGCUGGGUGAGGAGUUUUACCUUCCUCAGAACAAGAAGGAGAGCCGACAAAUAGCCCAGGAGCUCUCUGACCUCAUCAUCUACUGCCAGGCUGUAAAGUUUCCUGGUCUGUCUACAUUGUCUCCAUCUGGCUCCGGUAGAGGGAAGGACCGAGGAAAGAGCAGGAAGUCCAUAUUUGGAACAGCUCCUUCUCGCUGUAGCGCAACGGGGGAGGUCACAGCUCAGAGCCGCACCCCAGGAAAAGGUGGAUCUGAACGACUUAGCUGGGAGGAACAGCAGACGUCGCCCAUGCUCAACCCUCCUACGUCGCUCAGCGCCAUCAUCCGUACACCGAAAUGCUACCACAUCUCGUCCGUCAACGAGAAUGCAGCCAAGCGACUGUGUCGGCGCUAUUCUCAGAAGCUGAUCCAGCACACGGAGUGCCAGCUGCUCAGGACAUAUCCAGCCGCUACCAGAAUCGACUCCACGAACCCCAACCCUCUGCUCUUCUGGCUGCAUGGAAUACAGCUGGUGGCGCUCAACUAUCAGACAGAUGAUCUGCCUAUGCAGUUAAACACAGCGUUGUUUGAGACUAAUGGUGGCUGUGGCUAUGUCCUGAAGCCUGCGGUGCUUUGGGACCGUAGCUGUCCACUUUAUCAGCAGUUCUGUCCGACGGAAAGAGAUCUGGAGAAAAUGAGCCCAGCGGUCUAUUCCGUCACCCUGGUUUCCGGACAGAAUGUUUGUCCGGGUAACAGCUCCGGCAGUCCCUGCAUUGAGGUAGACGUUCUGGGAAUAUCAGUCGACACCUACCACUUCCGUACCAAACCCAUCCACCGCAACACCCUCAACCCGAUGUGGAACGAGCACUUUCAGUUCACUGUGCAUUUUGAGGAGAUGUGUUUCCUGCGAUUUGCCGUGGUGGAGAACAACAGCUCUCAGAUCACUGCACAGAGAACUCUGCCCCUGAAAGCCCUCAAACCAGGUUACAGACACGUUCAGCUGAGAACGCAGCAUAAUGAACCUCUUGAAGUGUCCAGCUUAUUUAUCUACAGCCACAGAACAGAGGAAGGUCCCACAGGGGGCGCCACUCCCUCAUCUUUGCUGUUCAGUUCAGAGGAGAAGCAUGUUUCAGAGCAGCAUAGGGUGACAGUGCAUGGAGUUCCUGGUCCAGAACCCUUCAAAGUCUUCUCUGUUACAGAGCAGACCACCGCCAAACAGCUGCUAGACAUGGUUGUGGCAUCUGGAGGAAACCCUUCAGAGUACUUCUUGUGUGAGGAAAAAGUCCCCCUUCUCAAGGAGCGCAGUGAGGUGAAACGCUGUGCUCAGUAUCGGCCCCUUCCCCCUGAGGAGGAGGUGGUCAGGCUCGUCAGCAGCUGGGAUACCAAGGAUGGAUAUGUGGGGAGGAUCUGCCUUAAAACAAGAGAGGAGAACCUAAAUAACAAACACACUGUUCAGGAAGGAGAGGAGGAGGCAACAGUGGGGGGGAAAGAAGGAGCAGGAGGCGGUGGGGGUAGUGGAGGAGAGGAUGAGAUGUUCUUUGUCCAGGUCCAUGAGGUUUCACCAGAACAGCCUCACACUGUGAUCAAAGCCCCACGGUAUAGCACAGCACAGGACAUCAUCCAGCAGACGCUGUCAAAGGCAAAGUAUUCCUACAGUAUUCUGUGCAAUCCCAAUCCCUGUGACUAUGUGUUGGUGGAGGAGGUCGCAAGGGACGCUGGUUCUAAGAAGUCGUCCACCACCAAGCCCCUUCAGCGGGUGCUUCUAGACCACGAGUGCGUCUACCAAGCUCAGAACCGCUGGCGGGGAGCUGGAAAGUUCAUUCUUAAACUCAAAGAGCAGUUGGUGCGGGAGGACAAAAAGAAAGGUAUUUCCUUUGCCAGCGAGCUGAAGAAGCUGACCAGUCGCAGCCGCAGCAUGACGACGGGCAUGGCAGCGGACGGUCCCGCGCAGAGGUAUCUCUCUGCAGCUGCAGGCCUGAAGGCAUGGGUGACUGAGGGUAGGGUGGAGACUGGAAGGUUCAUCCAGGGCUCCUCUUUCUCCUCCUCCUCUGAUGGAGAUCUCCAACUUUUCCACCUUACCAACUGCUCUCUGACCCUCCAAGCCUUGAAGCUUCACCUCCUUAGGAACUGGAAGGUCCACAAAUGAGCUCCAGGAGGGAAAACUUGCUCAGACUACUAAACAUGGGGGAUUCCCCUGUUUUUCCACAAGGUCUGAAGUGUUUCAGGGGGAGAAGUUGUGGAUUUCUGGGUAGAUUUUUCUUAGUGUGGAGCGAGCGGAUACCAACCUUGUUUCGUCACUUGCUUGAAUGGUGGAAGCUUAGAAUCUACCAAGUGCCCAAUACGGUUCCUCUUGGUUUAUAGUGAUUGUUGUGGCUCCAUAGAGGGUCCAGAGUACCACGGGCAGCUGUUUUGAAACGCAGUUUUCAGGGACAUUAAAUAGCACUAAAGUAUUUCCUGUGCUUCUAGUGAGCAGGAGGAAAAAAAUCCCUGAGGGACGUUCAAUGGACAGUAAAAGGUUAAACUGCUAAAUGAGCUGCUCAACGGAUAAUGAUUGUUUUCUUGUAUGAAGAGCCACAAACUAUCCACCGAGUUGUCUUAAUAGUAACAGAUGAAGAAAGAUCUUAAUUAAACUGAAGGAAAUUGUAUGUGAGGAGAUUUCAUUCUUCCUUUAAUGAGUCAAGACAUUGUGAAAGAGGCAGACAAGCAGGCUUGUUUGGUUCUUCUCUUACCGUUUCAGUUCUGUAGUGCUGUAAGAGCACAGUUUGAAGCACUGCAGUAAAGUUUUCCACUUUAUCUAGUUAUUCACUAAUGGAAACUGCCAGGCUCCAGGCAAUUUGUUGAACACUAACAUACCUGCACUAAAGGCAACAUGACAGCAUCCUAAAACAGCAUAGGUGUGCAAUAUUGGUCUCCGUUCAGGAGUAACUGCAGAACCUUUUUACAGUUGUUGCUUAAGGUUCAUGUGGCUGAAGAAUGUUGCAAAACUGUCUCUAAUUUUAAUUUUGAAGCUGUUUUUAAGGAUGAUUGACGCUGUUGCACAGAAAAUGUAAGAGCUCACAUCUCUUGUUACUUAUCAUUUCGGUAACUAAUGCAAAACACUUUAGGUCCAACAAAAUCUGUACAUACCUGGUCUGAAAUUUCACUCCACCAUUUCCCACCAUUCCUCGAUCUCAGGAGACAAAGAUCGUAAGUGGAUAGUCGAUAGUCAAACUUUAUGCUUUUUUCGAAUGCAGCAGUUCAGCUCAUAGAUUAUUUGGGAUUUGAUUCUCCUAACAGCAUUUUGCACGUCUUUUCCUUUGCUGUUGUUAGAUGGUCAGAAUGUGUUUUGUUUUCUUUAUUUUGACCAUUUGUGUUACAUUUAUUUUCAACCAAGUUUUUUUAUUAUUUAAGAAGAAGAAAAUGUGAGAUCAAUUUUAUGAGUUGUUCAUAUCAAUAUACCAUCUAAGCUUAAAUUUGAAUGAUGUUGAAACUAGAAUCACUUUGGGCCAGUUUGCCCUAGUUCCUUUAGUUUUUCCUCAUUGGAAAAUUUCUUUAUAUCAUUUUUGUUUGUUUUUUUUUUUUUUUUUGCUUUAGAACAUAAUUAAAUGUAUUUUUGAUCUUUCAUUUGUAAGUACGAUGGUUUGUCCCUCUGGUCCAAAAGGGUUGCCAUGUUUUGGUGAAAUUAAGACAUGAAAUCAAACAAUAUUUAGCUCAGGCAAAAAAAGGCAAAUUAUAUUUUAUUUUUUGCCUAAAUAUGGAUGACAGAAUGACCUACAUGUGUGUAUGUUAUGGCAAGUGCAUUUUCCUAUCAGAAAAAUAAGUACAAAAAAUAUUAGUUUUUUUCUAAUUUCUUUUUUCUCUCAAAAACCCCUUAAGACAAUUUAAAAAAUUGUAUGUUUGAAAUAACACAAAUUCACUGCUAAACUUAAAUCUUAUAAUCUGUCACCCUUUACACCUGAACCUGUGCUGGCAAAGUGUACAGUAUGCAUCACCUGAUGACAUCACAUAUUAGCUGUAAGUGAUUUCAACAUCAGGCCCACAUGCAAUAAAAAAUUUGUCUUAUCCUCAUACAAACUCAUCAGAAUGUUAGAUGUGUAAUUAUUUUCUGUGUUCCUGUUAAUCUAAUUAUGUUUUUUGGGCCAUACAGUAGAAACGCUAUCUCCUACUGUCACAAAGUUAUGUGCCUUUCUGGGAAUAUGAACAGGAGCAUUUUUUGCUUUUCUUUCCCAGGGAAUUUGUUUUUAAUUUAAAAAUGAAAUGAAAAUGUCAUUAAGUUUAGGUUUCAUUCAUCUGUUUUUGUCCACAAAAAAUGGCUUGUAUUUCAGAAGAACAUCCAUUUACCAAAACUUGCCCAAUUCAACCUUAAAUUGGUAUAAAAAUAUACAAGGGCUGAAUAAAAAGCUAAAUAAUCAGGUUUUCUAUAACAAAUCAUUCAGUAUCUCCUCUGUGAGUUCCUCUGGUUAAAUUUCUACUAGCACAGUUUGCAUUUGAAAGAAGUCAAUUUGUGCAACUUUUAACUCACAUUCCAACAUUUUACUGACUGAAACCCUGUACUGAUAUAAACUCAGAAGUGUUUAAACAAAAAAAAACCUGACCUUUUACCCUUUAGUUUUUAUUUUAUUUUGAAUUAGCAUAGUGCCAAGUAACUAGUUUGAAUUUUAGUGCAAUACUGAAGCUGUGUCUCUUCACUCUUUUGAUUUAAAAUGUACUUAUUUUACAUAUUUAACUGUCGGCCUUGAAGUAUUGUUGUAAUUGGUCAGAACUGAUUUCAUUCACACGCACUGAUUAUCAUCUGACAGGGGGGGGGGAGUCUGGUCCCAGAGGCUCAUGGUAAUUAAGGUAACACUGAUCCGGGAAACCACAACAUCAUGUCAGUGAUAAUGAAGCUUUCAUCUUUUUUAUCAGACUGCUGUUAUUAUGAUGGAUUAGACUUUAAACAUAAAGAAAAACCAUUAUGUUAAGCAAAAGAUAAUACUUCAUCCAAUGACCAUUACCUUCAGUUUCCUUUGCAUGGAUGAAAGUGAUGUUAGUGCACAGUGCAGGUAGGAAGUGUUUCUGUUAAACUGUAAAAUAUGUGAAUGAUCUGCUUUUUCUCACAUUCACAUUUUGCUUUCCUUCUUCCUGACCUGUAGACCUUAUUUCUAAAUGUAAUGUUUUUGUUAUUUUUACAUCCUGAGAGAACUGUGUGUGUUAUUUAUUUAAAUGUGAAGCCCUGGAUGGCAGUUAUUUUGUUUCUGUACAAGUUCAUGUAAGAAGUUUUUUUUAUUUAUUUCAGUAAGCCAUGGGGUGCCCUCUGCUCCCUUAACUUGACUUAAACUUAUUUAGGCCUGUAAAUAUUUUUAUUUGCGUAAAAUAUUUAGUGUAGUUAUUAUUCUUGUGGCAUGUUACCCUGCAGUAGCAUCUGGUAUUGUCAUAUGUUUCAUUAAUGUAGACAAAACAUUUUAUUUACAUUUGAUGUAUUCUUUAUAUUCACAGAACAUGAUGUGUCUGCCUAUUGUUGGCUGUGUUGCAUCUUUAGCACUAUUUCCAUAAAACAUUGAGUAUAUUAUUUACUACCCACGAUCUGUCAUAAGCACAUGUCUAUUUACUUGAAUUCCUAAAUGGAUAAUUGAUGAUGGAUGUGUCACAUAGACAAUCUGAAUAAAAUGCAAGUAUUAAAUUAA